Molecule: messenger RNA, 1095 nt
Organism: Schistosoma margrebowiei
Lineage: Eukaryota; Metazoa; Platyhelminthes; Trematoda; Strigeidida; Schistosomatidae
Source: the annotation of a GenBank genome assembly
AUGAUUAAAUUGUUAUUUUACUUACAUUUAAUAGUAAAUGUCUAUCCAAAUCAUACUUACAUUCAUAAUAAUAGUAGCUAUGGUAUAAUCGACCAGCAUAUAAAUCACACUAUUAAUGACAAUGAUCAUGAUAAUGGUCAUGAUGAUGAUGAUGAUUUAUUAUGGUUACAAUGGAAAAGUUUACAUCAUAAAAAUUAUUCUACUCAUAAAGAAUAUAAUGAACAUCGUGAAAAUUGGUUGUAUAAUUUACAUUUGAUGAAACAACAUAAUCUAAUGUAUAAUAAAGGUUUAGUAUUAUAUACAAUUGGAUUAAAUCAAUUCUCUGAUUUAAAUUGGAGUCAUAUAAGUACAAUAUAUUUAACAAAUUUAAGUCAAUAUUUAAAUAGACAUAAACAAAAAAGUCAAAUAUUAUUGAAACAAUCUUUAAAUGAAACAAUAUUAAAGAGAAUACCAGAUACAUGGGAUUGGAGAAAAGUAGGUGCUGUAAGUAAAGUUAAAGUACAGGGUAAAUGUGGUGCUUGUUGGGCGUUUUCAGCUGCUGGAGCAUUAGAAGGACAGUUAAAAAAUAGGACUGGUACUUUUGUUGAAUUAUCACCACAACAAUUGAUUGACUGUAGUCAUUCAUUUGGUAACCAUGGCUGUUUAGGCGGUGAUAUGAAUAAUGCAUUUCGAUAUGUUGAAAAAGAUGGAAUACAAUCAGAAGAAAGUUAUCCUUAUUUGACAAAAGAAGGUAAAUGUCAACAUAUUAAAUCAUCAUCAUUAACCUACUCUAAAUCAAUUAUAGAGAUUAAACUCAAUGAUGAAGAACAGUUGAAAUAUGUUUUAUAUGAACAUGGACCAGUUUCAGCUGGCAUAAACGUAGAGCAACAAUUUAUGGGAUACAAGAACGGCAUAUAUCAAUCCCAGUCUUGUUCGUCUACAGAAGUUAAUCAUGCAGUUCUGAUUGUUGGAUAUGGAGAAGAAAAUGGUAUACAAUACUGGAUUAUUAAAAAUAGUUGGGGGACAUCAUGGGGAGAGGAUGGUUAUGUAAGAAUCCGUCGUAAUCAUAAUAACAUGUGUGGCGUAGCAACUAUGGCAAGUGUACCGAAGCUAUAG